UGCUUCAGGGGAACACCCUGCCGCGGGUGAUGGGCCGGGCAGCGGCGACGGCGCCGUUCUCCACGGCGUCCGGGGAGACCAUCCGCGCCACGCUCUUCCCCGGUGACGGCAUCGGGCCCGAGAUCGCCGAGUCCGUCAAGCAGGUUCGAAGAUAAGCCAAUAUGGACAUUGACCAUGCCUCGCAGGAUAGUAUUCGUUUUAUCCCCACUCAUAGAAUGACUAUUCAUUGACUCUUUGUCUGGCGUCCGCAGGUUUUUUUUUUUUUGCUCAGGCCAGAAAAGAGUGAAAAAUGUUUUGAUGUUCUGUUACCCACUAGCCAUCUAUGGACCCUAAACCUAGAAGAUAAAACGAACUCAGAUCUGGAUGGUAAACACAUUAUAUAACAAAGGUGGGACAGGAGGUUGUCAGAAAUCGAAUAAAGGAGAGGAGGCUUGAAGAGCUGGUUUCUUCACCCAAACAGAGAGGAAGAAUGAUUCUUCACCGCUUCACAUGUUCAUCUUCAUGGUAUUCAAUGUUGCAGGGGUACCGAUAGAAUGGGAAGAACAUUAUGUUGGUACAGAAGUUGAUCCCAGAACAGAGAGCUUUUUGACAUGGGAAAGCUUGGAGUCGGUGCGUAGAAACAAAGUAGGCUUGAAAGGUCCUAUGGCUACACCUAUUGGAAAGGGCCACCGAUCUUUGAAUCUUACAUUAAGAAAAGAACUUGGACUUUACGCCAAUGUCAGACCUUGCAACAGCCUCCCAGGCUACAAGACUAGAUAUGAUGAUGUUAACCUGGUGACAAUUCGUGAAAAUACCGAAGGAGAAUAUAGUGGCCUUGAGCAUCAGGUUGUGAGAGGUGUUGUGGAAAGUUUGAAAAUCAUUACUCGCCAAGCAAGUUUAAGAGUGGCAGAGUAUGCUUUCCAUUAUGCCAAGGCCAAUGGCCGGGAAAGGGUCUCUGCGAUACAUAAAGCAAAUAUCAUGAGGAAGACAGAUGGUCUUUUUCUCAAGUGUUGUCGUGAAGUGGCCGAGAAGUACCCUGAAAUUACAUAUGAGGAGAUCAUCAUUGACAAUUGCUGUAUGACGCUUGUGAAGAAUCCUGGUCUUUUUGAUGUAUUAGUGAUGCCAAAUCUUUAUGGUGACAUUAUUAGUGAUCUAUGUGCUGGUUUGAUUGGGGGCUUGGGCCUAACACCCAGUUGCAAUAUUGGUGAAGGUGGCAUUUGUCUCGCAGAAGCUGUUCAUGGUUCUGCUCCUGAUAUUGCUGGCAUGAAUCUUGCGAACCCAACUGCUCUGAUGCUGAGUGCUGUUAUGAUGUUGCACCACUUGCAAUUCAAGGACCAAGCAGACCGGAUCCACAGUGCCAUCCUCCAGACUAUCUCCGAGGGGAAGUUCAGGACUGGUGAUCUUGGCGGAAAGGCAUCCACAUCAGAGUUCACAAAUGCAGUUUGCGAUCACAUCUGAGAACCAUAUGUGGUUCUUUUCAUCUCAAUUUUUGUUGCGUGCCAAGAGGACCUUUAGCUUUAAGUGGUUAACUGGCGGCAUCUCCAACUUCUUUGGGCCUAUAACACGGUUCAAGACCGUAUAAUAAUUUUUUUUGUCGCAUUCUUUCUCUUCAGUAAUUCUUUCAGCAUUGCAAUCGACUCGAAAGAAUCGUAUGUAAUAAUCAAUGACAGCAUUAUAGCAGUAGAUAGAUUUUUUUAUUCGAGUUCUUGAAACCAGGCCAGUUGGAAAGCCGGAUAAUAUUUUCGCUGUCGGUCUUGUUAUUCAGUUAUUGUCCCUUUGUUUAACUUUA
This is a messenger RNA of Phragmites australis (common reed), 1768 nucleotides long. RefSeq names its product isocitrate dehydrogenase [NAD] catalytic subunit 5, mitochondrial. Gene Ontology annotation, cellular component: mitochondrion. Bases 490 to 1437 code for a protein of 315 amino acids. Gene Ontology annotation, biological process: isocitrate metabolic process; tricarboxylic acid cycle. Gene Ontology annotation, molecular function: NAD binding; magnesium ion binding; isocitrate dehydrogenase (NAD+) activity. NCBI's taxonomy places the organism in Eukaryota, Viridiplantae, Streptophyta, Magnoliopsida, Poales, Poaceae. The transcript is spliced from 8 exons. The record is from RefSeq and is a predicted model, not a curated record.